AUGUUAGCUCUGAUGGACAAACCCCAAAUCAUCGGACAUCUUUACAAGGCUCUAAAUUACACGCUUUUUGACUGUAAAUGGCUCCCAGUUAGCACUAAAUUUGUCGUGGUUGGUUCCAAUCCACGUGACACUGGACAAAUCCAAAUCUACGACGUCACGACUGCCGAUCUUAAGCUCAUAACUGAGGCGGAGAAAUCGAAGUCUUAUAAAUGCUGCACUUUUGGUGCAGCUCGUCUUCCCAACGCCCAUCUCGCCACAGGGGCAUUCGAUGGUCGGAUGGCAAUCUGGGAUUUGGAUGAUGGUGGCCGGCUGGACGCUCCACUCUACGCUGUCAAAGCUCACGAGGAGAUAAUCAACGCCAUUGACGGUGUUGGUGGUUUAGGGAUUGGUGAAGGAGCCCCUGAGAUUGCUACGGGCUCUCGUGACGGUUUUGUGAAAGUCUGGGAUCCUCGACAACCCAAAACUCCUGUAGUCACCAUAGGACCCAGUGAUGAAAUGGGUGGUGACGGCACGAAGGCGGUGACUCCACGCGACUGCUGGACUCUGGCCUUCGGUCAUGCCUACAACAUUCAUGAUCGUUGCCUUGUAGCUGGCUACGACAAUGGGGACAUUAAGCUCUUCGAUCUCCGAGCUAUGCGUGUGCGGUGGGAGACAAAUGUGCGCAAUGGGGUGUGCUCGAUUGAGUUUGAUAGAAAGGACAUAAACAUGAAUAAGCUCGUAGCGACCACACUAGAGUCGAGGAUUCACGUCUUUGAUAUGCGCACGCAGCACCCCCAGCACGGUUUCGCUAUGCUGACAGAGAAAGCGCACGACUCGACUGUGUGGCAGGUGCGCCAUCUGCCACAACAGCGCGACAUCUUUAUGACCACGGGAGGGAAUGGUUCGUUGUGCUUGUGGAAGUAUCACUACCCAGUUAAGCGUCAGAGAAUGGUGAAAAUACCAGCUGGAGAUGGAGAGAAGGAAGAGGAGGUGGCCGAAGGAGUAAUGGGAAAGAUUGAAUUGCUGCAGAAUAUAACUCUGGCCUCCCAGCCUAUAGCCAGUUUGGAUUGGUGCAAGGAGAAGAUGGGGUUGGCAGUGUGCGUCGGUUUUGAUCAGGCACUUCGGCUACUUAUUGUAACAAAAUUAAAUCGGAUAUGA
Molecule: messenger RNA, 1137 nt
Organism: Hydatigera taeniaeformis
Lineage: Eukaryota; Metazoa; Platyhelminthes; Cestoda; Cyclophyllidea; Taeniidae
Source: the annotation of a GenBank genome assembly